Messenger RNA from Symbiodinium necroappetens, 384 nucleotides. NCBI's taxonomy places the organism in Eukaryota, Dinophyceae, Suessiales, Symbiodiniaceae. The record is from the annotation of a GenBank genome assembly.
AUGUUGCCACUCACCGUGGAGGUGGGUGCCUUUGCCAGCAGCGCUGCUGUUCGCAAGCUGUUUGGGGAGUUGUUGGAGCACACGUGCCAUCUUCACCUCCUCGUCCUUUCGCGGACACCCAUCUACAGCUCGCUCGGGCCAAGCAAGGUGGUGAAUGUCGCCCUCCCGGGCUUGGAGGAGUAUGAUUCUGCAAAGCUUUUCCUGCAGCGCAUGCACAGGAAGUUGGAAGCACGGGACUUCCCGGCAGAUCCCAUGGGGAGUGCAGAUGCAGGCGGAGGAGAGUGGAACUCAGGAGGCUCCUUCGCCAUCGCCUCCCCGGGGAGUGCUGGCAGCAAGCUCAGAUGCGACAAUUGCAGGUUGCAAAAUUAUGAUAACGUUUUAUGA